Messenger RNA from Oldenlandia corymbosa var. corymbosa, 465 nucleotides. The record is from the annotation of a GenBank genome assembly. Lineage: Eukaryota; Viridiplantae; Streptophyta; Magnoliopsida; Gentianales; Rubiaceae.
AUGGCAUCUCCUAACUUGGUGAUGAAGCUGAAAAGUUUUCCACCUCCCCCUGGUUUGGAAUCAGAACCUGAAGAGAUGAAUGAUGCAAGGAUCAAUUUGGUGGAUAUCAAAGGUACCCUAUGUGUGACAGACGUAAGGAGCAUGAUUGAGACUUCUGUUCUGGAAAUAUGGGCCCUUACUGAGUCUAGAAAUGAGGUUGACAAUAACAAUGGCAGAGGGAUUUGGGUAAAGCAGUAUAACCUCAGAAUGGAGAUUCCACUUCCAGACCCUGAAGGAGUAGGUACGCCUCUUGUCUUCCAGAAGUCGUCUAGCAAAGGAGAUGUAGUGAUACUUUCACCUGUUUCCGACAUGUAUUACAUCUUCGAUGUUGAGGAAGGAAGGCUUGUCAGGGAAAUCACCGUGGUUUCUGGCAAGAGAACGCUGACGACAUUAGGUUUUCGUUGGCAAAGCUUCUUGACCCUUUGA